Indicator indicator is the source of this 1008-nucleotide messenger RNA. It is a transcript of the gene OTULINL, whose product is annotated as OTU deubiquitinase with linear linkage specificity like. The transcript has 7 exons. The coding region runs from base 73 to 1008 and encodes 311 amino acids. Gene Ontology annotation, biological process: protein linear deubiquitination. Gene Ontology annotation, cellular component: cytoplasm. Lineage: Eukaryota; Metazoa; Chordata; Aves; Piciformes; Indicatoridae. The record is from RefSeq and is a predicted model, not a curated record. Gene Ontology annotation, molecular function: cysteine-type deubiquitinase activity.
GAGGUGUGGUCCUGGACAACAGCCACCAAGCAAUUCUUGUGUCAUGUGUGGGAAAAAGUGAAAGUGAAGCUAAUGCUAAGCAUGUCUUUCAUCAUUGUUGUUUUUUGCUAUUGCAGAAGGCUAUACUGCUUUUUAGCACAGCUAGUGAAACGGUGGAGCAACUACCUUCAGAGAAAACUCAGAAGGAAUCUCAGUGUGCUGGCAGAAGUUGAUCUACUUGGUUAUAGUGCAAGAGAAUGGAAAGGAGAAACAAAGCAGGCCAAGCACAUGAGGGAGGCAUAUGAAGAAUUGUUUUGGAGCUGUCAUAUCAAAUACCUGCGACAAGUCAAGAAGGACAACUAUAGUGUACUAAGAGCAGUCCUUUUUCAGAUAUUCAGUCAAGGCAUUCCUUUUCCAUCAUGGAUGAAGGAGAGAGAUAUAUUGAAGCUCCCUGAAAAGCUUUUGUAUUCUCAAGGUUGCAACUGGAUUCAGCAGUACAGUUUUGGGCCAGAAAGAUACACAGGUCCCAAUGCCUUUGGUAAACUGCGCAAAUGUAUGGAGGCAUUAAAGGCAAAUUGGGCUGAAAUAAGUGCUACUAAAGAUCAUGAAGAAAGAGGAAACAUGUGUAAUAUACUAUUUUCUGAUGAGAGCAAGGAGUACAAACUAUAUGAGGCCAUAAAAUUCAUGAUGCUCUAUGAAGUUGUUGAAGCCUAUGAGCAGAUAAAAAACAGGGGAGAACCUGUACACAACCUUUUUAGCCUUCUCCUUGCUCGGGAUUCAUCGUCUGACCCUUUGAGCUUCAUGAUGAAUCAUCUGAACUCCAUAGGUGACUCUAUUUGCCUAGACCAGGUUGAACUGUUUCUUCUUGGAUACUUACUUGAAGUAAAGAUAAGAGUUCACAGACUGCAUAGGUUUAAUACUGAGGAAUUUCAAGUGAACUAUCCAGAUGAAUACCGAAGGGAAUGGAAUGAGAUUUCUCUCCUGACUGAGGAUGACCACUACUAUCACAUCCCCCUUUGCAGAACAUGA